CUUCAUAAAUUAUGCUCCCAAAUCCAUCCCGGGGAGAGUGCUUAUUUCGUUUAGUGUAGACUUGGACUACUCAGUAAAAGGGUCAAGGUCGCAGGUCGAUUUCGAGCAUGGCACUUUUAGCAGAACCACGUCGUAAAAUAAGAUAUUCAACCGAUCCCAGAAAUCUAAAUUGGAAAAAUGAUGAAAGCAAGUUUGGUAAGAAGCUUAUGGAAAAGAUGGGCUGGAAUGAAGGCAAGGGCCUUGGAGCAAAAGAAGAUGGCGAUGUUGAUCACAUCAGCAUCAAGCACAAGGCUGAUAGUAGAGGAGUUGGUUGUUCUGUAAAGCAUGCUGACAACUGGAUUGCCCACCAAGAUGAUUUCAAUUCCAUCCUUGCUAACCUGAAUGCAGACCACUCCACAGAGCCUGCAGCUGAUAAAGAGGCUGUAAAGGAGGCUAAGGUCACCAGUCUGGAAGAGAGGUCCAAAACAACAAAGAAACGAGUCCACUACCAUAAGUUCACUCGAGGGAAGGACUUGUCUGGCUACAAGAGCAAUGAUUUAGACUGCAUAUUUGGCAAGAGGAAGAACAAAUCUGAAACUUCUACUCCUAUUACCCAGUCAGAGGCAAACUCAGAUGCUGAAAGUUCCAGCUCCGAUACUGCCAGUAGCAAUGCUAAACCAAGUGACGACAAUGAGCAUGGUGUGAAUACAAUCAUCAGUUCUCAAAGUGUCCAGGAAUAUUUUGCCCAAAAGAUGGCAGCUCUGAAGAAAAUUAGAGCAGGUGGGGACAAUGCGACCAAUCAGAACUCAGUUCUAGAGCCUAAAAUUGAUAAUGAUAUGACCGAUAAAAAUAGUGACAGUGAAAAUAAUGUAAAACAAGAAAAAAUCAAGAAAAAGAAAAAAAGGAAAGAAAGUGUAUCUGAAGUAGAAAAUAAAAUAUCCGCGGAUGAAAAUGAAACUAAAAAGUCUAAGAAGAAAAAGAGUAAAAAACAAAAUUGUGAGGAUAAUCCUACAGAACAGGAGACUUCCUCUGUUAAUGGAAACAGUAGUGAAAGUAAACCUGAAAAGAAGAAAAAGAAAAAAAGGAAAUAUGAUGAACUUGAUGAAACUGAAAAUUCAGGGAAGAAUCUUGAGGAUGUGUCUAGUUCUAAGAAAGAAAGGAAGAGAAAGUCUGCUACUGAACCCAAGUUAGAAAUUAUUGAAAAAGCUUCAAGUGAUUCGGAACAAAUUGAACCAGUGAAAAAGAAGCUGAAGAAAAGUAAAAACAAAGUGAAGUCAGAAAAUGCACUAGAGAAUGAAAGAACUGCAAGUAAUGAAGUUGCAGGUAAACCAAAAAAGAAAAGUAAGAAAAAGAAAGAGGGCCUUGGUGAAACGCCAACCAAUCAGCUGUCUGGUGACAAACAACCUUCAGAAAUAUUAGACAAGAAAACAAUUUUAGAAAAGGGUGGGGAGUCUAUAGCUGAUAAAAUAUCUAAAUCUAAUAGAAAUCCGUCAGCUAAAGCAAGUUUGAAGGUCACUAAUUCCAGAAAAAGGAACACGAAAUUUGGUAAAAAGUCACUGCAAGCUAGUGUAAAGGUGGCAGAUGGUAGUACAAAGAGAAGGCCUACACCACGUGGUGGUAAGAGAGUACAAGCAAAAAGAUUAAGAAAGGAAAAAUUGUCACAAAAUAUUGAGUCUUCCAAAGUUAGUAGAAAUGCCACUUCAUCUGGGAAAAAGAUACCCAGAACUUGUAACAGGAUGGCUAAUAUUAGCAAAAAGACAAAUUUAAAAAAUCAAGGUGGCAAAAAAGUGAGUGCAGAAAAACAAUUUGAAAUAAAGAAAAUGGAACAAACGCUUUCAAAGAAUUCUGAAGCGAAUAAUUUUUUGAGGAGUAUUGUAUCACUGAAAGGUUAUGAUGUACAGAACGUACGAGAAAAAACUGUUGUAAAAUUGAGAAUGCUACAAAAUAACCAGAUAACUUUGAAAGGGAAACGUAAAUCAAGAAAAUAGUUACAAAAAGUAAUAUUUUGAAAUCUGAACCCCAAAAUCUGUCGAAAAAUCUGAAUUCUAAAUUAUAUUAGGAAAGUGAGAAAUGAAACAAAUAACUAAAUAAAAUCAGAUAAAACUUCGGUGAUGUACAUUAUACUCCAGAUGAUAUUUUAAGUCCAAUAGCAAUCUUGAAUAACCUUGAAGUAUUUUUAUUUCAAAUGAUAUUCAACUUACACAGUCAUUAUGCCUAGACAAAAAAAACAGACUAAACAACAAAUAUGCCUUGGAUAAAAUAUCAAUUGAAUUGAAAUGAUACAGCCCUUGUAAAACUUUGUAUUAAUAUAUACUCCUCAACCAGUGGUUUUCCUCAUAGGUUUACAUGUUAACCCCCAUAUUUGUUUGAACGACUAUUUUCUAAGCAGGGAACAAAAGAAAUCCAAAUAAAGUAAAUCAAUCUUUAUCUUGAUUCUAUUCCCUAUAAAGUCCGCAACGUUUCAAUGUUAUACCUUCAUGACAUUGGGCCAAAAUUUGAUGUCAAAAUUGAUGAAUUUCAUGAAAUUUAACAAAAAUGGCAGAUCCCAUGUUAAACAAA
This is a messenger RNA of Owenia fusiformis, 2538 nucleotides long. NCBI's taxonomy places the organism in Eukaryota, Metazoa, Annelida, Polychaeta, Sabellida, Oweniidae. The record is from the annotation of a GenBank genome assembly.